Molecule: messenger RNA, 1125 nt
Organism: Trematomus bernacchii (emerald rockcod)
Lineage: Eukaryota; Metazoa; Chordata; Actinopteri; Perciformes; Nototheniidae
Product: probable ATP-dependent RNA helicase DDX43
Molecular function (GO): RNA binding; RNA helicase activity; ATP binding
Source: RefSeq, a predicted model, not a curated record
AUGUGGAAGAAGAACUUUUACAUGGUGGCAGAAAGUGUUUCCAUACUCUCAGCGGAGGAAGUCAUUGAAUGGAGGAAAGAGAAUAACAAUAUCUUUGUGGAUGACCUUCUGGAGGAUGGGGAGAAGCGUCCCUUCCCAAAUCCCUGUCGCACCUUCCUGGAGGCCUUCAAGCUUUUCCCAGAGAUCAUGGAAAAUAUUGAUCGAGUUGGCUUUGAAAAACCAACACCUAUCCAGUCUCAGGCGUGGCCAGUGUCUCUGAGCGGAGACGACGUGAUCGCCAUCGCUCAGACAGGAACGGGCAAAACUCUGGCCUACCUGCUGCCAGGCUUCAUCCACAUGGACGGACAAGUUGUGCCCAGAGCUAAGCGGGGGGGUCCGGGCAUGUUGGUGCUGACUCCCACCAGAGAGCUGGCCCUGCAGAUUGAACAGGAGUGCAGCAAGUACAGCUUUAAAGGCUACAAAAGUGUCUGUAUCUAUGGCGGGGACAGGCGAGCUCAGAUCAACGCGGUGAGGAGCGGCGUGGACAUCGUGAUAGCGACACCAGGCCGACUGAACGACCUCCAGAUGAACAAGCUCAUCAAUCUGCGCUCCAUCACCUACUUGGUCUGCGGUCGGCUUUUAUCUGUGCUGGACGAGGCCGACCGGAUGCUGGAUAUGGGCUUUGAACCCCAGAUUAUGAAGAUUCUGCUCGACAUCCGGCCCGACCGACAGACUGUCAUGACCAGUGCCACCUGGCCCACAGGUGUGAGACGUCUAAAGAACCCCAUGAUGGUUUAUGUGGGAACCCUGGACUUGGCGGCGGUUAACACAGUGGACCAAACGGUGCUGAUCGUCCAUGAGGAAGACAAAAAGUCCUACUUGUUCGACUUCAUCAGGAACAUGCUGCCCGAGGAAAAAGUCCUCAUCUUUGUUGGCAAGAAGAAUAGCCGCGCAUCUGACCUGGCCAGUGACAUGUGACAGUGCAUGGCUGUGCAGAGUCUCCAUGGUGACCGUGAGCAGUGUGACCGUGAAGAGGCCCUCAGAGACUUCAAAAACAGCCAAGUUCGUAUCCUGGUCGCGACAGACUUGGCAUCUCGAGGGUUGGACGUCCAUGAUAUAACGCAUGUUUAUAACUGACAUCCCACU